GGCGCUGUCGUUGCACUACUCUUUUCGAGCGUAGCACGCGCAAUCGGUUUGGAUAUUAGCGAUGAACGUACGUGGUGGAGUCUAGAUUAUCCCUCCAUGUCAAUUAUGAAGGAGAACGAGAAGCUAAUGUUUGAGUUCAUGACAGAGUCAAUCAAAGAUGCCGCGAGUACCUCGACUUACGCUAUGAUGAAAUACUAUUACGGCAACGAGACCGGUCAAAUCCCUGGAGCCUUUCCAGACAAAUGGUGGGAAGGAGCUCCACUAUUUAUGGCCCUGUUAGAGUACUGGCAUUUUACUGGCGACACGACAUACAAUGAGGAACUAAGUGUUGGGUUGCAAUGGCAAUCCGGUACGGAUGGGGACUAUAUGCCUACCAACUACAGUUCUUAUUUGGGAAACGAUGACCAAAUGUUCUGGGGUCUAGCAGCUAUGACGGCCGCCGAGUUCUCGUUCCCGGACCGCUCGACUGGAUUCUCUUGGCUUUCUCUAGCCCAGGGUGUCUUCAAUACUCAGAUCAAAAGAUGGGAUACAUCCUCCUGUGGGGGUGGUCUACGGUGGCAAAUCUGGCCCUACCAGUCUGGCUAUACAAUGAAAAACGCGAUCUCUAAUGGGGGGUUAUUUCAGUUAUCUGCGCGUCUAGCUCGCUACACCGGAGACGCAAUCUAUCUCCAGUGGGCUAACAAGAUUUGGGAUUGGUCUGUCUCAUCACCUCUGCUUAGCAACUCAACAUGGAAUGUUGCCGAUUCUACCAAUGUCGAUAAUGAUUGUGCGACCCAAGGAAACUCCCAAUGGACGUAUAACUAUGGCACUUACCUGAUGGGGGCAGCGUAUAUGUACGACUAUACAAAUGGGACUACCCAGACUCAAUGGCUGACGGCAGUAAAUGGUCUAUUGAACGCGACGUUUAAGAACUUUUUCCUCACCGGUGGGAUCAUUGAAGACUAUUACUGCGAGCCUGCAGAAAACUGCAAUAACAACGAGAUCCUCUUCAAAGGACUGACCUCCUCCUGGUUGGCAUUUACCGCUUUACUUGUUCCAUCAACAUUUGACAGCAUUCUUGCGAAGCUCCAAACAUCGGGCCAGGCAGCCGCUGCAUCCUGCACGGGCCACAGCAAUGGCACUUGUGGUGUCCAGUGGUACAAGUCUACAUGGGACGGCUGGAUGGGAAUGGAGGAACAGAUCAGCGCGACAAAAAUCUUCACGUCAAAUUUGAUCAAUUUUAACAAGACUGCUCCGUUGACCUCGACCACUGGCGGAAACAGUACUAGCAAUCCAACAGCAGGCGAAGCUGACAGUGAUGCUUCUAGUCAAAUGACGAAUACAGUGACAACUGCUGACAAGGCAGGCGCUGGCAUAGUGACCGCAGUCUUCGUGGCUGGCUGGAUUGGACUCAUGUGUUUCAUGAUGUUUGGUGGUUGA
Messenger RNA from Penicillium samsonianum, 1419 nucleotides. Its product is annotated as glycoside hydrolase family 76 protein. Gene Ontology annotation, biological process: carbohydrate catabolic process; fungal-type cell wall biogenesis. The transcript has 3 exons. The record is from RefSeq and is a predicted model, not a curated record. The annotation marks the transcript as partial. Lineage: Eukaryota; Fungi; Ascomycota; Eurotiomycetes; Eurotiales; Aspergillaceae. Gene Ontology annotation, molecular function: mannan endo-1,6-alpha-mannosidase activity.